Messenger RNA from Talaromyces proteolyticus, 1137 nucleotides. RefSeq lists its product as uncharacterized. The transcript has a single exon. Bases 1 to 1137 code for a protein of 378 amino acids. The record is from RefSeq and is a predicted model, not a curated record. Gene Ontology annotation, cellular component: NatA complex. Gene Ontology annotation, biological process: mitotic sister chromatid cohesion. NCBI's taxonomy places the organism in Eukaryota, Fungi, Ascomycota, Eurotiomycetes, Eurotiales, Trichocomaceae.
AUGGCGUAUCAAUUCUUCGCCAAAGGGCAGGCGAAACAACAACGAACAGCAACAACACCCUCUACGCCUCUUUCGCCUCCUUCUUUACAGACCUCCUCAUUGAGCAAGCAGCCGCCGAUACAUCCUCCGCCUCUAGUGCUCCCGCAGUCGACCUCGUCGUCCGUGUCCAAUAAAACCCCUUCGAUCGGUGACCCGGCGUUUCAACCCCUCCCUUUUACAGAACCCAUAACUAGCUACCAAACUCCGCACCCGCAUAUCACCAUCGACCAGGUCCGCACUGCUCAUAUCCCUUCUCUUAGUCGAAUUACAGGACUUCUUCUGCCCAUACGCUACCCGGGCUCAUUUUACACGGCAUGUAUUACCGACCCAGUCAUUGCGUCGAUAUCCCGCGUAGCCGUCUACCAUGAUCAUCCUGUUACAGCGGGCCCGACUGUUGAAACCACCUUUGCAGGACAAUCACCAGCAAAAGCUGGGGCUCUAGGAGGGACAGAUAAAGUCAUUGGAGGUAUCAGAUGCCGACUGGAAAAACUUCCCGUAACAUUUGCGGGAAAUCCUACAUCGGAGGAAAGGCCCCCUAUAAACUUAUACAUACAAACUCUCCAUCUUCUCUCCCCACACCGGGGCAAUGGUGUUGCAGCUUCCUUACUUCAUUCCUUUUUAUUUUCUCAACCCCCUUCCGAAUCCGAGAAAUCCUCAUAUCGUGUCUCUUCGCUCGUGAAACACUAUAAUAUUCGCACGGUAACCGCUCACGUCCAGGAAACAAACGAUGACGCUCUGAAAUGGUAUACUUCUCGGGGAUUCUACAUUGAAGAUGGUGUUGUGCAGGGCUAUUACCGACGACUCAAUCCUGGCGGAGCUAGAAUUGUCAGAUUUGAUCUCAACUGGGAAAGAGAAGAGGCGCAAAACCAAGAAUCGUUCUCUCAUUCGAAAAUAAUAGAUACCAAAACAGAAGACGGGGACGAAGAUGACGGUUGGGAAAAGUUGGAAGCGGAAGAUGACGAUGCCGAUGAUCACGGUAUCAUUCAUCUUGCUGACAGUCGCGCCCUUGACAGUGGGGAAGAUUCGCAAUCCACAACAAACUCCGUGAAAAGAAAACGAGAAACUGAGGAUGACAUACAGAGGAGCGGGAAACAUUAG